Molecule: messenger RNA, 3835 nt
Organism: Mus musculus (house mouse)
Lineage: Eukaryota; Metazoa; Chordata; Mammalia; Rodentia; Muridae
Gene: Gatb
Product: glutamyl-tRNA amidotransferase subunit B
Exons: 15
Coding region: 43-1914 (623 amino acids)
Biological process (GO): glutaminyl-tRNAGln biosynthesis via transamidation; mitochondrial translation
Cellular component (GO): mitochondrion; glutamyl-tRNA(Gln) amidotransferase complex
Molecular function (GO): ligase activity; catalytic activity; carbon-nitrogen ligase activity, with glutamine as amido-N-donor
Source: RefSeq, a predicted model, not a curated record
CAGAGGGAGGGUGGGUCACCUGACCGGGACUUCGGCGACGCUAUGGCGGCGCCCAUGCUGCGCUUGGGUUUCCCUGGAAGACGCUGGGCUUUAACAUGGCUAGAUGGCGGUUCCCGCCACCGAAGUGGCUCUCAGACUGGGCCCACAUCCAACUGGGCUAGGAGACAGAGUUCAGUGGCUCAGCCUUCCCUCCACACGGCUCAGAAGCCGAGGAAAGGUGAACACAAAUGGGCAGCUGUAGUAGGACUGGAAAUUCAUGCACAGAUUUCCUCCAACUCUAAACUCUUCUCUGGAGCUCAAGUGUGCUUUGCAGCACCUCCAAAUUCUCUGGUUUCUUAUUUUGAUGCAUCUCUGCCUGGAACAUUACCGUCGACCUCUGCUUCCUCAGAGUGCAUGCCUCCUUCCCACUGUAUGGAAGAAGCUGCGUCUAUCAACAGACUGUCACGUGGCUCCAAUCAUGUGGCUGUGUGCCACUCAUCCAGAGGAGCUCCUUCCGGCUCAGUCCUGAAGAGUCAGACUUGGACCCUGCGAUGGGAAUGCUGCUUCUCCACAGCCAUUCCACAUGUUCUCAACAGGAGGUGUGUGGAAGCCGCGGUGAUGACUGGCUUGGCACUGAACUGCCACAUAAACAAGAAGUCCUUGUUUGACCGGAAGCACUACUUCUACUCAGACCUUCCUGCUGGCUACCAGAUCACCCAGCAGAGGCUCCCAAUUGCUGCCAAUGGACACUUGACCUACUGUAUCUAUCUAGGGAAGAAACCCAGUCAGGUGACCACCAAGACAGUGAGGAUCAAGCAGAUCCAGUUGGAGCAGGACAGUGGCAAAAGCCUCCAUGACGACCUGAGGUCACAGACACUCAUUGAUUUGAACAGAGCCGGAAUUGGCCUUCUUGAAGUGGUCCUGGAGCCUGACCUGUGCUGUGGAGAAGAGGCAGCCCUAGCUGUCAGGGAACUGCAGCUGAUCCUUCAAGCCCUGGGCACCAGCCAAGCCAACAUGGCAGAGGGUCAGCUGAGAGUGGAUGCCAAUAUAUCUGUACAUCACCCUGGGGAACCACUGGGUGUCAGGACUGAGGUAAAGAAUCUCAACAGCCUCAGGUUCUUGGCCAAAGCCAUAGAUUAUGAAAUUCAGAGGCAAAUCACUGAACUUGAGAAUGGAGGUGAAAUUCUGAAUGAAACUCGUUCAUUUGAUUAUAAGCUGGGGUGCACCAUGCCAAUGAGAGACAAGGAAGGGAAACAAGACUACAGGUUUAUGCCAGAGCCCAACCUGCCUCCCUUAGUGCUCUACGAUGACACAUCUCUGCCACGAGGUGCAGACUCUCAGCAGGUGAUCAAUAUUGACCAGCUUCGGGACAUGCUCCCGGAGCUCCCCAGUGCAACCAGAGAAAGGCUGGUCCAGCAGUAUGGGAUGCUUCCCGAGCACAGCUUUGCGUUACUGAAUGAAGUUGGCCUACUGGAGUUCUUCCAGAAUGUGAUAAAAGAAACUAGGACAGAGCCAAAAAAGGUGACUAACUGGGUCCUGAACACUUUUCUGUGCUAUUUAAAGCAACAGAAUCUUGCAGUCAGUGAGAGUCCUGUCACACCCUCUGCACUUGCUGAGCUCCUCAACCUGCUGGACAGGAAAGCAAUUUCUUCAUCGGCAGCUAAGCAGGUGUUUGAGGAGCUGUGGAAGGGGGAGGGGAAGACAGCAGCACAGAUCGUGUCAGAACAGCAGCUGGAGCUGAUGCAGGAUCAAGAGGCCCUGGAAAAGCUCUGCCAGACCACCAUAGAUGGACACCCCCAAGUGAGUCCUGCGGCACUCAAACACACUCACUGCCAAUCAGGGCACUUGCAGAGGGAGGCCAGCACCGGGUUAUCUGAUGUUGUUCAGCCCCUCCUGCCUGCCUUUACCACCCGCUACCUGCUCAGCCCUCACUGAGUGAGCUGCCAUCCUAAAAGGUGAUGGAUGUGAAGAAAAGAAACCCCAAAGCUAUAAAUAAGCUGAUUGGGUUGGUGCGGAAGGCAAGCCACAGCAGGGCAGACCCGGCUCUGAUAAAGAAAAUAUUGGAGAGGAAGCUGUCAUUGUGAGAUGUGUGGGGUCCCUCUGCCGGAUGGAGGACAGUGUGGCUCUGAGAAGAGGGGCCUGUGAGGGCUGGAACUCAUGUGCUGUACAAGUUGUAUCUCUUAGUCCCUAGCCAAGCUACACUUCCUAGGAGGCCAGGAGGCAAUAGUUUACACCUGUGUGUGUCCUAUGAGACCCCAUGACCUGAGAGGCAGCCAUCACGGAAGACCAGCAGCCAGAGUGUCAGCCUCACUGUCUGGAAAUGGCCCCAUGAUGGUGGCAGCAGUGACUAAAGAAAUUGUAAGUCUACACAGAAUAAAGUUCACGUCCCCACCUCAGAUGCCGUGGGUGCUUUGUAGAGCCAAGCAGUGCUCCCCAUCCUAAAGGCCGACAGACCAAGAACACGGCAGCAUGAGUGGAGUGUGGUGUGUUCAGACCUAAACACGGGCUGGUGAAGAUGUAAACAGAAGAACUUAACUUGGUGUUCAGGCAAGGGAGGGCAGGAGGGUGCUGGCACUCACCUGCUGAGUGGAGGCACUGUCGCCUGCUCGGCUCCCAGUGAAUUAAGGUGACACACAAGUUCUCAGAUAAAUUUAAUGAAUAAAAUAUAUACUGAAAUAGCACAUAAAAAUUAACUUCCACGUAAGAGAUUGUAUAGUUUACAUCCUUCCCACACACAAUGCUUAGGCAGAGAGAGGGAGGGAGGGAGGGAGAGAGAGGAAAGAGAGAGAGAGAGGGAGAGGGAGAGAGAGAGAGAGAGAGAGUGUUUUACCUGGAAAGAAUAAGAUCAUGCUGUUAUACAUCAGAAUGCUCACCUUUAGCUCUCUUGUGGUACAGCUGCUACAUCCUCAGUCCUAGGUGGUGUGUCCCCUUGUUUCUUACAUGUCUGGUACCUCACACCAACCUCACUCUUUAUGACUAGUUCUGAGAAUGUUUUUUAGAAGUGUUUGUCAAACUGACAGAGAAGGGGAACUCUCGGAGGCCCUCAUCUUAGACCAGACUCUCAGGCCUGGUAAGAACAUUGCUGGGCACCAUCAUUCCAGGGCAACUGAAGAAUGAGAAGAAAGUGGACACACCCGUCACCAGAAGAUGGCACCCAGCGUUGCUAAGCAACUUCACCCAGCCAAAAGCUGAGGCUGUGUGGACAUCAGUUCUAUGGUCUGUUUCAGACAAGCAGGAGGAGGUAACUUUAGGAUGUCAUCUCUCUCAGGAAGCCACAGACCAUGUGUUGCCCUGAUGAAACAGGCUGUUCAAGUGUUUGAUUAGCCUCCCUACAGGAGAGAAAGGCGGGACCUGCUGCUCUACAAGCCUGAACUCCAGUGGCCAGAGGUGCUCAGAUCCUAAUCUGACCAGACCUUUAUCUCAAAGAACAGUAAGGUUCAGUCUUAUAACCUCCAUUUUUACCAAAAAGAAAAUGGUUCAUCUGGCUUGGUCAUCAAGCCUUGCAGAAAGCACUUACAAAGCUAACACCCUGGGCUACCUCAGUGGGUGGUGAAAUGGGCAGCUCAGUGGAAGCCAUUUCCAAAACCUACUUUAUCAGUUGGAAAACACACAUGGACUGAGUAUUCCCAGAGGAGACGCCAUCAGCACGCAGUCCUUGCGAGGCUCCUUCCUCCCAGCUAGCUCUGACAGCUGCCUCAUUCUCUUGGUCAUCUUGAAACCCUAAGGCAAGCUUUGAGCUCAUAACCACAGCUACUAGGGAAAUAGCCAAACCCAUGAACUGCAUGACUAGAUACAUUUGAAAGAUGUGUUUAUAUAACAUUUUAAAAGAUGCAUAAAAUAUAGCUCUGCUGGUGCA